Messenger RNA from Belonocnema kinseyi, 5985 nucleotides. It is a transcript of the gene Nup205, whose product is annotated as nuclear pore complex protein Nup205. Gene Ontology annotation, molecular function: structural constituent of nuclear pore. The transcript is spliced from 12 exons. NCBI's taxonomy places the organism in Eukaryota, Metazoa, Arthropoda, Insecta, Hymenoptera, Cynipidae. Gene Ontology annotation, cellular component: nuclear pore inner ring; nuclear pore. Gene Ontology annotation, biological process: nuclear pore organization. The record is from RefSeq and is a predicted model, not a curated record. Bases 108 to 5861 code for a protein of 1917 amino acids.
AUUCAUAACCCCAAAAAACGGAAUCCGGCUUUUAUGCAUUUCACGCAUAGAAAAAGUGAUCUAGUGUUGAGUUUUUUGUGUUCUAGGAUACUAAAUAAAUUUCGAAAAUGACGGAAGAACGAAUAAAUACUGAGGACAUGUGGACUCCUUACAAGGAGUUACAAAAUCUCGUGGAACGUUAUGUUACAUCCUUUUCAAGCACACACGAUCCACAAUUCCAUGAAUUUUCAGAAGCCUUGAGAAAUCACAGACAGAACUUCCUAACGCUCUUAAAAAACCCACCAAAGAAUUCCAAGAGUCGAGAAGAAAUUCUCAAAGGGGACGUGGAGGGAAUAACAUCUCCGGGGUUGGGGCACCAGCUAUUAUCGAAGGAAUUGAUAGAUGAAACCUUAAUAAUAUCAGAAAUGUAUAAACUGAACGAAUUCAUGGCAUUGGACCUUUUGUACACAGCACAAUUGCAAAUGCCUUAUCAUCCUGGAUUGACGAGAGGAUUAACAGCUGUUCUUUUAUACUACGAUGGGAGAAAAGCUCUUACGACGGCCUUGAGAACUUUGGUUCAGGCGAGAGCUGGACACAGUUGGAUGCUAGAUAUUCCAGUUUUGCUCACAAAGCAAAUUACGGAGUAUACGAACAGACUUCAGGAAGACGGUUUAUUGGAUAGAAUUGUUUCUUUGCUUGAAGAAAUGGACCCCACAAAGGAACAAGAUUUACUGCAACAGAAUCGAGCUUUGGGAGGGGCGAAGCACCAUUACAUGGUGAUGAAGCUUUUCAAUGACACUCGACAAGAUUUGGCUGAUAUUCUCUACAUGUGGUCAGCGCAAUCAUCGUUACCGAGCACGAUUACAUUCCGUCUAUUAACAUUAUUGCAAAAUCGCCAACCGGAAUCUGACGCUGGGGAAGGAAAACCAGAUGAUGUUACGUUGGCUAUGAUUAUGGCUGUGUUAAAUGCUAUUAAUCUUAGCCCACUCCAUAGUCGCGAGGAUGGCGAAGAAAUCGUAAAAUCGAUGCCACUAAUUUCCGAAAGAGGAAUGCUGGAAGAAUUGGUCCAGAAACUAACAACGGGAAACAUCAUCUGGGAAAGUGCAGGACUCCGAGGCCUGAUUCAGUUUGUUCUGGCGAUAGCAGUGACGACAAUAAAGUCAGCCCCUAACUUGUGUCCGAACCAGAACAUCACGAAAGAAGAUGAGAUUCUAGUGGAAGCAGCUCUUUCCAACAAAGCUUUUCACUUCGUCGCGGAAGUUAUUUUCAGAAGCGACCAUUUCCACCACGAAGAGUUCUUCGUUCGCUAUUUUCAUACCCUCAUUUCCGAUUUCAUUCUCCUGAUGCCAUUGAAAGUGAAGGAGUUGAGGAGCAGAGCUGAUGAGUCCAUGAGGUUGAUUCAAGCCUAUCAGCAGGAAGGAAUUGAACCUCCGAUGAAUUUGGACGACCACUUUGAAUUCUUGAUGUUGAUGGUCGCAGAAUUGUACAAAAAGGACCCGCUAAAUUUGAAUUUGGCAAUGGAUUACUGGUGCCAGCAUUCUGAUUCUUCACAUGUUCCAAACGCUCUUCAUAGUAAUAGAUUGCCUUCGAGACAAGCAGCUUUGUUCAAGUUUGUUCGCUUGGCGGGAGAAAUUUUACCGGCUGGAUUGUUCGUCCCAUAUUUGAGGAUGUUGGCUUCUUUGGCUUCUUCGCCUCAAGCUGCUAGACAAGUUUUUAAUUUCCUUAAACCGAAUGGGACAACCGGGUCAUCAACCAUCUCGUGGGAUCAUUUCUUUACCUCUCUUGGCCGGUAUUACUACAAUCUUCGACAGGAAUUACCACCAACCCAGGACACAGUCUACCGUCAAAGAAUUCACACACGAGGAAUAACACCUCACGAAGUGAAAGGCCUUGAAUCAGUUCUCCUGGUCGUUCAAGUAGUGGCAAGGAACGAUGAAAUGUCUAGAGUGGCUUUGUGUGAUCAUCCAGGUUGGAAAGUUCUGCCUUCAUUGGUAGGCUUAGUGAGUUGUGCGAUGCCAAUUCCUCUCAAGGGAGUUUUUAUUCGAACCUUAGCAGCUCUUGCAAGAUCUCCCGAAAGUGCAACUACCGUCUGGCAAAGUCUUGAAGCUGCUCAAAUUCUGUCGACGAUACCAAGUACUAGCAGUUACCAACCACGAGGUGUUCAAACCGAACUUGAAGAAAUUGAAUCUAGAAACGAGGAAUAUCCUUUAACUAGAGCAAUGCUGGAAUUGCUUGAUGUACUCACCGACUUUCCUAUUCCUAGACUCCUGGGAGUCGGUCAAAGAAAUCCUGGAUUCGACCCGUAUUUGUACUUCAUUAUCAAUACUGUCUUUCUAAGAUUCAACACCCGUUCAUACAAAAAUCCUGUAGAGAAAUGGGAAGUGGCAAAGGCUUGUUUAAAGAUAUUCAACAAGUUGAUUAAACAGUAUGAACCAAGUGUAGAAGACUUUGUUGGAUGCAAGGUAGAACUGCAGGGUGGAGAAUCAACACUCGUGAAUCCAAAUCCUGGGUAUCACUUGCUGAAGCAACUGCAUUCAAAUUCAGAGCUUCUUCAUGUCAUUCUUUAUAUUUUGGAUGAAGGGUGUCAUCAUUUGGAUACCUACGAUUCCUUCCCAGGGAAGAAAUAUCUGGAACAAAGUACACUCCAUUGUCUGGAGAUAUUGGAACAAGGUCUUCGUCUUCAACAUCAGUACAUGACAAUCGACUCAUCGUCAAUAGGAACUCCAAGCAAUAAAAUUUCGACCGGACUCUCGCGUCUUCUCCUCGGCGUGAAUCCUCGAACUGGAAAGCCAGAUCACAUGAUCAAUGUUGCAAAAUACGUCUCCUACAAUUCAUGGCUUCGUAGACAUGCCUACGUAUCGGUUGGUGUUAUUCAAGCAGUAUCGAGUGAACCUGGUGCAGAUUCUGAAUUGCUUUCGACUUUUACGUGUACACCUGCUCUGUCAACGAAUAUCAGACAUGGAUUUGUCGAAUGUCUAGAUAUGGAUGAUAACACGGAAUUUGAAGACGAAAUGAGUAAGGAAAAGCAGCAUAUGGGUCAUUGCAAGGAGAGGAUUUUACUGCUGAUGAUGCAGAGUAUUACCCGUCCGGCUGCAAAUCUAGCCCACUUCCUUCUGGGAUUCGACAUCAGCAAAGAUAUCAGGAAAACGGUCAUUCAGCAACCUGGGAUUCUUGGCUUUCCGAGAACUUGUUUACAUUCUAUAUUGGGGAUUCUAGAGCUGUCUUUGGAGAGAGGAAGAGAUAAAAUUACGGAAGCUUGUUACUGGUUUCUUCAUACUUUAGCGGCGAAUAACAAGACUUCUACUCCCGUUUUGAGAUUUUUGAGGACGGCGACUAAUCAAGAUUUUGUGCAAAGGCAUCUGUCGAAGCUACCGUUUCAGGGUCCAAACAGAGCAACUGAACUAGCUUGCAUGUCCUGGUUACUAAAAAUCGCUGCCAUUGAAUUACGCGUAGGAGGAGGAUCCCUACAAAAUUCCCUGAUCCAAAGACUAAUCGGCAGUCCAGACCAAGAUCGAAACCAAGUCGUACCUUCACAGAAGCUGCUGAUGGAUCUUCUUCACUACAUCGAUUUCCAACUUCAACUAGAACCUCCGAGAUCCUGGGAAUUUUUCGACCCAUCGCAAGUCGAAAUGGUCUUAGGACGUUGCAGUGUCCCUGUAGCUUUAACUGGAGGCCCACAACUUAUAGACGUCAAAAAACUUCACGCUUUCAUAACAGAAGAACUCGCUGUGACCCAGAGUAGUGCCACAGCCACUCAGCGAAAGUUAAUGCAACAGGAGCUACAAUCAAUCCUUGCCUACGCCCUAAAAAGAAACCAAACAAAAACUCUAUCCUUCGCUACUGUAAAAUUUGUAGAAGGCUGGUGCCAAACUACAGAAAUCCUGUUUUCAAUCGCAACAAGUCAACAACUUCCAGCUGCUCAGAGGCAAAAUCUUCUUUUGAAUUUGUCACACGAUCUGCUCCAGAAGAUGACGUCAUGUGAGGCUUUAAACGAAAUCAAAACUCUUGUUUCCGGAACUGUCUUGAUUCUUCUGGUGAAUUUAAGAAACAGUUUUGUCCUUCAAUCUGAAGGGGAGAGUCUCUUUAAUUCGCCUUCGAGUACAACGACGAUGAAGAUUAUACUGAACCACAUCCUCCAGUGGAUUUUAAAUUCAGAAGCUUCUUCGCAGAAGGUCAGAACACAUUUGUACGGAGCCUUCUUGAACUUCCUGUGCGUCGUCGGAUUGGAAAAAUCGGAAGCUGCGAACGUCAUGGACUCGAUGUAUGUCAGCCAGUUGGAUAAUUCGUUGUAUAGGGCUCUGCCGAUGCAAGAGCGAUCACACCGUUACGCAACUAUCCAGGUUAUCAAUAGUUUUGGGGAUAAACUGAUGGAUAUUUUAUGCCACAAUUGCUCUGGAGGACACGACGUUUGUAAAAUGUUAGCGCUUUCGUGUUUGGAUAAGAUUUUAGAACUGGAUUGCGAUAACGACUGGGUGAUUUAUUUAACAAGUAGAGGAUACUUGAAGCAUAUGAUUGACAGCUUGUUGGAAUCGGAUGGUUUAUUGAAGUGCAUUCUUCAACCAGAUCCACAGACUUUGAGGCCUUUGUAUCUUUAUGAGGCGAAAAUGGCGGCGUUUUGCAGAAUGGCCUCAACGAGAUUGGGAGCUGAGAAUUUGCUGGAAAACAAAGUUUUGUCUUGUUUAUCGAGCAUGGGUAUUUUUGAUCAACAUCCGGAUGUUCAUGUUGGAUUUGAAGGGGGAGAUUCUUCCUUUGUGCCGAGUGUAGGUCAGCGAUAUCAGCAGAUUUUCUUGCCGGCUUUGUAUCUUUGUGAUGCUUUGCUGACAACCCUUGGAACUGAAAAUCAAUCUUGCUCGGUGCAAGUUUGUGGAUUUCUUCAGAGCCAUCGAGACACUGUGGAAACGGCUUUGAGAAAUGCUUUGCCGCAUUCUAAUACGCUCUUUUUGAAAGAGGUUGCGUGUCUUACGGGAGUUAUCGCCAGAUCUGCAAAUAUCGAUAUGUACGCCCUAGUGGAUGAAGAGUUGGAAAAGGAUGAUGAAUAUAGAGGAAGGGAUAUUACAGGAAUGAGAGAACUUGGAGCUCAUCUUUAUCGGUUGCAGAAACUAAUGCUAUCAUUGCUCACGAAAUUCCAACCACAGCCACUUGACACUCACUCAAAUCUUCCAAAAUCUGAUUCUGAUCAGCAACACUUUUCCUGUGUCCAAAUUGCUGCCAAUGUUAUGCUCUACGCUCGUAAUCAGAUGCAACAUAACCAACGAAUUAAAAAUGUUCUUUUCGAGGCACUGUUGAUCCAGAAACCAGACAGAAGAGAUGGAAGACUUCAAGACUCAAGCGGUGGCAUGCAAUUAGGAAUUGUGAUUGAACAUUUAAUAGCAGCCACUUCCCUUAUUCACUCAGAAUUACCCUUCAUUGAUUCCCUCAUAAAAAAAGCCGCAAUGGUCAGGGAAAUGAGUACAGCUGAUCUUAAAAAGUAUCUAACUGAGGAGGAAGCAGAACUUGAAGUAGGAAAACAAAGAAUGGUCGUGGAACAAAGAUUGGGACAACAGGCAAAAGAUAAAAGACAAAAUGUUAAAUACUGUUCGCUUUUACUCGAACAUAGUCUCUACAUUCUUUGGAGUCACUUGGACUUUUAUACGAUGCAAGCAUCAUUACGACAAAACAAAUCACAAGUUCAUUCAGUUGGAAUGGAUGAAAGCACUACGGAGUGGAGAACGUCGAGUGAAUUAAUCUCCGAUCUGAAGCAAGGUGUCACCUCCGUUUUCACCGAAAGUUUCGUUACGCAGCUCUUAUUUACACACAGUGAAUAUACGACAGUCGACCGAUCUUUCAUUGAAGCACUGAUCAGGCGAAUUAAAAGGCUGCUCCAAUUUAUUAUAGCAAAGUAAAAUACUGUUCCCUUAGGGUUCAAAUUCUGUAAAAUAUUUAUUCCAAUAAGAAUAUUAGUACAUACCUUUAAAAUCAGCCUUUUUAUCAAUCCUUAGGACAAGUAAAUGUUAUUAUGAUUUCUAA